Messenger RNA from Abrus precatorius (Indian licorice), 672 nucleotides. RefSeq names its product chitin-binding lectin 1-like. Bases 169 to 573 code for a protein of 134 amino acids. The record is from RefSeq and is a predicted model, not a curated record. NCBI's taxonomy places the organism in Eukaryota, Viridiplantae, Streptophyta, Magnoliopsida, Fabales, Fabaceae. The transcript has a single exon.
UCCUCUUAAAAACUAGCCACCAAAAGGUAUUUUACCAAUUUAUUACUUAUUUUUUUUAUAGUUCCAUGCACCUAACGUAGGAAACCCUUCAUUUCUCCGAAUCCAUUAAUCUCAUUCUCACACACAAACCAGAAUUCACCCACACAAGCUAUAUCUGAACCAAGCACCAUGAUGUUGAUCAAAGGGCAUCAAAUUAAGGUUCCAACAAUGUUCCUGAAAUUGGUCCUUUUGCUUAUCUAUGUCACGGCUUCAGUCAACGGUGACGAGACUCCGGUAACGGCCACAAACGGUACUGAUGAAAAGUGCACACCGUGUGGUACCAGCUAUCCGCCGCCGCCACCACCGGCGAUUCCACCGCCGUCACCACCACCGCCAUCUCCGAAGAAACCACCUUCACAAUAUUGCCCUCCACCACCCCCAUCGUCGUUCAUUUACAUAACGGGGCCUCCGGGGAACUUGUAUCCCGUCGAUGAGAAUUUCAGUGCUGCCAUCAACCACCGCCACCACCGUAACUUCGCCACCUUCUUGUUGCCACUUUUGGUUGGUUUGGUGAGUACUCUUGCUUUUUGGUGAUUAGCUUGUGAAGAAGAUCAUUCUAAAGACAAUGGAAGAAUUUUACGGUUUAUGGAUAUAAUAGUUAAGGAAUAUCAAGAUUUUACUAAGGUAAGACAC